AUGACACCACCUCCACCUCCACAUCCAACUCUACCACCUCCUCCUCCACAUCCAACUCCACAACCUCCACCACCACCACCUGUUUGGGUCAAAAUCCUGCGCACCCAAUCCAACACUGAAGAGCCUAGAAUGAUAAAACAAGCCACAGGACCCGAGCAGCCUGACCUUCGUGAUUAA
Prunus armeniaca (apricot) is the source of this 177-nucleotide messenger RNA. Lineage: Eukaryota; Viridiplantae; Streptophyta; Magnoliopsida; Rosales; Rosaceae. The record is from the annotation of a GenBank genome assembly.